Messenger RNA from Ornithorhynchus anatinus (platypus), 4662 nucleotides. It is a transcript of the gene TIMP3, whose product is annotated as TIMP metallopeptidase inhibitor 3. Lineage: Eukaryota; Metazoa; Chordata; Mammalia; Monotremata; Ornithorhynchidae. Gene Ontology annotation, molecular function: protease binding; metalloendopeptidase inhibitor activity. Gene Ontology annotation, cellular component: extracellular matrix. The record is from RefSeq and is a predicted model, not a curated record. The coding region runs from base 46 to 681 and encodes 211 amino acids. Gene Ontology annotation, biological process: negative regulation of membrane protein ectodomain proteolysis; negative regulation of endopeptidase activity. The transcript has 5 exons.
GGGAGAGAGAGAGAGGGAGGCUGAGGCGAGCGGCCGGGACCAGCCAUGGCCCUCUGGCUCAGCCUCGUCAUGCUCCUGGGCAGCUGGACCCUCGACGACUCGGGGGCGGAGGCCUGCACUUGCUCCCCCAGCCACCCCCAGGAAGCCUUCUGCAACUCCGACGUCGUGAUACGUGCCAAGGUGGUGGGGAAAAAGCUUGUGAAGGAGGGGCCUUUUGGAACCCUGAGAUACACCAUCAAGCAAAUGAAGAUGUACCGAGGCUUCAGCAAGAUGCCUCACGUGCAGUACAUCUACACGGAAGCUUCUGAAAGUCUUUGUGGGCUGAAGCUGGAGGUGAACAAGUACCAGUACCUGCUGACAGGCCGUGUUUAUGACGGGAAGGUGUACACUGGCCUGUGUAACUUCGUUGAGCGAUGGGACCAGCUGACCCUCUCCCAGCGCAAAGGCCUGAAUUAUCGUUACCAUCUGGGCUGCAACUGCAAGAUCAAAUCCUGCUACUACCUGCCUUGUUUCGUGACCUCCAAGAACGAGUGCCUCUGGACGGACAUGCUCUCCAACUUCGGCUAUCCCGGAUACCAGUCCAAGCACUAUGCUUGCAUCCGGCAGAAGGGAGGUUACUGCAGCUGGUACAGAGGCUGGGCGCCUCCCGACAAGACGAUCAUCAAUGCUACAGACCCCUGAGCGCCUCUCCCCUCCCCCUGUCUCUUCCCUCCCUCUUGGCAGAGCUUCCCUCGGACACUAACUCUUACCAGAUGAUGAUGACAAUGAAAAUUAGUGCCUGUUUUCUUGCAAAUUUAGCACUUCGAACACUUAAAGAAAAGUCUAUGCCGUCAUACUGAGUUUAUUGUUAAUCACACUUUUUAUUUCCUUCUUUUUGGUUAGCUACCACCCAUUUCCCUCAGACAUGUUGUUCUGGGGAUUUAGGACGGCAUGCCAGAAAGAACAAGGAGCUUGUACUCCUCUUAUCAGUGUCUAUAUAAUCUAUAUUUUUUUAGGAAAACAAAAAUCUAAAAACUAUCCCAGUUGGGCAUUGUAAUCUCUGCUCUUUCACCUCCCUGCCCCCUUCGCCUCAGUGCGCAAAUUACACGAGUCAUUUUCUAAAGGACUAAGGGGAUGGCGAUUGGUUGAGGUCCAUAGCCCGUUGGCCCCGGAAGAAUCUGGGCCAUUUUUUUUAAUGUAAAAGAUAUGGGAUUGGACUACAACAGCAGGGGGAGAAUCUGGAUAGGUGGGUGAGAGAGAGAAAGAGAGAGAGAGUGUGUGUGUGAGAGAUAGAGAGAGAGAGAGAGAGAGAGGAGUAGAGUGUGAGUGAGUGCGUAGAGUGUUUUGACUUCACCCACCUGGGUAUGUUAAAGAAACUGGCAAGUAAGCAUCCCUCUUUUCUAAACUCACUUUCUGGAGGAAUCUAACCCCAUGUCAGAAUUCCUGAGCCUCCUGAAUAUAAAGAGUUAAAUCUCCGCCUGAGGCCGGGGGGGCAAUUAUCCUGCCUUGAAGAGCAGACCAGGUGAAGCUCUGAGAUUAAUGUCUUUACUUUCCUAAACCCCCACAAGAAUUGCUCCUGGAAAUUCUGUGGUUUAUAUUUGGCAGGAAAUCUGUCUCAUGUACGUUUUAGAAAAACACUCAUUCACACACACACACAUACACAUGCACACACAUAGACACACACACACAGUCUACAAGAUCUAGUUAAGUAGAGCAGAUGGGGAAAGGGAGACGGGCUGGAGAUGAGUGGAGUUUUGUUGCCAACUAGUAUUUAGCUCAACUAGAGAAUGUGCUCAUAUACACACAUUCAUACAGACAGGGAUAUAAGCUAAUUUUUUUGGACAGGACCCACAGUUGUUUGUUGAUAAAACUAAGUCAAUAAUUUAAUCUUUUUUUUGUGUGUGCGGGGUGGGGGGGGAAAGGGUUUAAAAAUGGAAACCCUGACAUUCCAAGUUGUUGAACUGUUUUUUCUUCCCUAAUUAAAUUUUAAACAUUGAAACUCCAGCACAGUGCCUGUAGCAGCUAGACCCUCUCCCCACACACAUUCUGUGGUCCCCAGCAUCAGCGCCUCUCUAGGAUCAGUGGCAGGCUCAGGAGACCUAACAGAUGGGCGUUAGGAUGGGUUGGACUGAGAACGGGAAGAGGUGAAAAAUCCUAGUCCAUCGGGCAAGUUCAUUCCCUUGCAGUUCUCAUUUUCCCAACCAAAGAACUCCAUCUGGUCCCAAAGCUCCUCAGACUACAAUUAUUGGAGGCCCUGGCGCUGGGAUUUUCUGAUUCCUGGUGCUCCACAUUAACAAUGGCACCAGCGGGAUGGUACCUGGGGAUUCGUUUCGUUGGCGGCUGGAGGAAUUUUUUUUUUUUAAAGAAAACUAUAAUAUAAAUUCUCUAAAUAAAAUUAUUUUACGUUUUAAUGUUGAUAAAGAGGAGUUGCUGACAGAAUGGGUGACAGUGUAUAUUUUACAGAGUUGGGGAUGGUGACACUUAACAUGAUUUUUUUUCUUUUUUUUAUGAUUAUAGUUAUUUAUCUUUUGAUUCUUUGUAUCUUCCAUUCAUUCCACUUAGGAACUAGAGCUGCCUCGGUUUGUCAUUUCCCCCUCAGAUUCAUCGGACGAAUGACACCUAAAAAUACAGUCUGGCCUCAGCGGCCUGAAAGAACCCGAUGGUUCAGAUCGUGUGUUUUGGGGGUUUGAGCCUUGGGGGUUAUUAACCAGUAAAGACACAUCUGCCAGUCCCCUCUCACCUGGAAUCAGGCAUCUGGCAUAAAAGGCAUUCAAAUGUGCUGGGGCAGAAGAGAAAGAAUGCCUCAUGGGGGGAAAAAGUACCACCUUGUUCUUGUUUGACGAAGGAGCUGCUGCCCACAGUCGAUAGGGUUUUGUCAAGGCUGACAACUGACGUUUCAGAGUGUUGCUGGGAUUAUCUCUGAAUUUAGCCCUGACCCGGUCAGGUGGUUGUCACUACCCCAGAGGCCAAUGAUCCAGCAACCAUGUGGGUCCAACACCACGACUGGAGCAAAACUGGGAAAGGAAUCACUCAAUCGGGGUUUCCUGCAGGUGGAAAGAAGGGUGAAAUGACAGAAAUUUUUCCCAUUCAAGGGGAGGGAGAAAUGGUGUUUAGGCAAAGAACCGUUUGCAGAGAGUUGUGAGAGGGCAGCUUAAGCUUUUCGUGAGCUCUAGCUUUUGUGUAUUUUUACCUGUUCACUUACUGUAUAUUGUUAUGGUCUUUUAAUUAGCUGAGACACUUUGGAAUUUGAAUUAAAUUAUUGUGGCUUUUUUGGCUAGCUCAUAUGUCCUAAGUAGGCUGUAAUAUUUCCGCACCUGGUCGAAAAAACGAAACAAAAAACUCCACACGGGCUAUCGCUUUCCUCUUCCAAACUACAGGGGAUGCCGGGGGACGUCAGCUCGGCAAGUGGGUGGGGGCGAGACAGCAGUGCUUCACCCUCUGCAUUUGCCGAGCUGCGGGCAGUAGCCCAGGCCGGGUUGAAAGAAGGUGCCGUCAUGUGUUCGGUCCUGAGGGGAACUCAGGAGGAAAAGAGGUUCCUCUUUUGUUCUAGGAGGCUUGUAGGCUUUACACGGUUGGGGACAAACGGCCUCCAACUGUUGCCCUCUCAGCCUCAGGCUCCGCCCAGCCUUAAUCCCUGACCCUCCGCUUAGAGUUGCAACAAAGAAGGCCCGUAGUCAAAGACGGAGGGGAAGCCCCCUUGAAUCAUUCUUUCCCCUCUGACGAAGCCCAACCCACCGGUACAUAUAAUCACACCCCCUACAAACUGAGCAGAGGAAUCGAACAGAAGAUCUGACUCCGAGUUAACUGUCAAUCUGGCCAGACUCCUCCCUAACUGAGAGGAGCCUGCGGUGAAUCUGCUCUUCGAUCUAUCAUCCUUCCUGUCAUUCACCUAAACCACCCACCCCGAGACUGGAGGCACUAGAAAGAAGACGGAGUUCUUGGUGACCCUAAGCUAAUAAUUGGGGAUGGGAGGAGGGGAGAGGGAAGGGGAGGAUGCUAGCUACAGGAGCCCAAUUAGAAAUACACUCCCCCAAUUCCAAAUGACCCCAUCUAGGAGGAUUUCAUGACUUGGGACGUUUUCGUCUUCUGAUUGUAACAUGUCCUUGGCUUGAAAACUGUAAUGUCUUUCCUUCCCCUUGUUUUUCCCCUCCAACUUGUGGGUAGCACCUAAGUGUUUGGCUGCUGGCUAUUCAAAAACCUAGACUGAAGUACAUUUACAGGGAAAAAAAAAAAAGCCAAUUUAAAAUCUGGAUGGCUCUGGCAAAAAUUAAACUACAUGGUUAAUCGACGGCUUCCAAAUCAGACGCAACUCUGCAGGGGCCCACCUUCUCAUGGUGGGAAGAGAACGCCGCAGAAAAGAAAUCCACAAAAGUCCGUUUUAGCGCUUUGGGGCACUGGCUUCUCAGAGGCCCAGGUAUCUCCAAUUUUUCCAUGUAGCCAGUGGACCGUCCUUGAGUCGCAGAAAGUUACGGAAGGGAAACCACCCAGGAGAAAACCUUGUCUGGAAGGAAUGUAUUUGUUGCUAAAUUUUGUAGCACUGUUUACAGUUUUCCUCCAUGUUAUUUAUGAAUUUUAUAUUCAGUGAAUGUAUAUUGUCUUUUAAGGUAAUGUUGCAUAAUGUUCACUUUUUAUAGGGUGUCCUUUAUUCUAAACAGUAAAAUGGUUUUAUUUCUAUCACAGACA